Molecule: messenger RNA, 603 nt
Organism: Aspergillus aculeatus ATCC 16872
Lineage: Eukaryota; Fungi; Ascomycota; Eurotiomycetes; Eurotiales; Aspergillaceae
Exons: 2
Coding region: 1-603 (200 amino acids)
Source: RefSeq, a predicted model, not a curated record
AUGAAGCGAUUGCGGGGGAUGCCCGGGACCAGUCGCACUGGGAGUUCUUCCUCGUCGAAGCUCUCGGCAUGGGCUCCGCGUGGCAUGAGAAGCAGCGGCUGCUGCCGCUCUUCGUCCUCUUCUUGCGGCAUGGCGGGGACCCCCCAGGUAGAGUUGGAGGUCCAACUCGACGACCAGGCCCACAAGCGGGCCAGUGCGCUGAAGGCCGCGCAGUCUGGUUUCGGCCUCAUCACGGACACGGUUGGCUGUCACGACCCUCUUGCUCUUGUUCCUGUUGAUGAUGGCCUCCCCGGUCGUCUUCUUGAUGAUUGCCUCGGUGGGCCCCAAAUCGUCCCUCCGAUGGUUCGUUUGGUGGUUUUCCUGAUGGUGCCCCUGAUGGUCCCUCCGAUAGUCUUGGGAAGGGGCAAGAAGAAGGUCGAACUGGUGUACGAUCUGGAUGAUCUUCCCGGGGCCCGCACAAUGAAGCCGCUCCGAGAUCGGAUGGGAAAUGUGUUUUCCCUCCGUGAGCUCAUCACAGCUCUGUUCCCGGCCAAGGCGGCGGCCACCCUUCACAAGCUGGUCGAUUCGCCUCUCGCCGCUAUUCGCCCGCAGAGCGAGCGUUAA